UGGAAGUUUGGCAGAUUUGUAAGUGACAAAAUAUGGUUUCAGUGAAAGAUGACGAUUCAGAAGUGGAUGUGUACAAUCUGGAAGAGGCAAUUAAGUUGACAGGUCAUGGCCGCUACAACUACCAGCUGUUGAUCGCCUGCAGCAUCUUGAGCCAUGCUGUGGCGCUGGAUAUGUUUGGUUUCAACGUUGUGUUAGCGGCUGCCACCUGCGACCUGAAACUGGGCAUCGCUCAGUCUGGUGCUUUAGCUUCAGCUCCUUUCGCAGGAGUGAUAUUUGCCUUUCCCUGGGGUUACUACGCUGACACCAAGGGUAGAAGACGAGCUCUCCUGCUCUCCAGUUCAGUUGGUUUCAUCAUGGCUGGUCUGAGUAGUUUUGCUGCCAGCUGGCAGGUUAUGCUGGCUUUGAAAAUAAUUGGAUGCGCUUUGUGAGUAUAGCUCUUUAAAACAUGCUAUUAAGGAAGUCUGGAUAGACUUUAUUAAUUUAUCUACAAGCUAUGGUAAAACUAGCAGAAUGGUAC
This is a messenger RNA of Diatraea saccharalis (sugarcane borer), 517 nucleotides long. The record is from the annotation of a GenBank genome assembly. NCBI's taxonomy places the organism in Eukaryota, Metazoa, Arthropoda, Insecta, Lepidoptera, Crambidae.